This is a messenger RNA of Sitodiplosis mosellana (orange wheat blossom midge), 5803 nucleotides long. RefSeq lists its product as uncharacterized. Lineage: Eukaryota; Metazoa; Arthropoda; Insecta; Diptera; Cecidomyiidae. The transcript is spliced from 2 exons. The record is from RefSeq and is a predicted model, not a curated record. The coding region runs from base 3135 to 4829 and encodes 564 amino acids.
GAGAAAGAUAAGAUGAGAGUGAUUGGUGAAAUUUAUCGAGUGAUUAGGGGAAAGUGUGUUUUUCGAUUGACGUCUUCAGGUUUCAAUCGAAUUUUUUGUGGUCGCUCUCUUCUGCCUGGUGAAACACUCAUUUAUGCAAAUGAGUUGGCAAGAUAUCGAAAGAAAUUAAAAUGUUUUUUUUAUUCAAUAGAAUAUCUGCAAGAAGAGGAAAAAAAAACUGCAUGUCAUUCAUGCUAUGUACGUCUAAAUGGUUACUUGAGCAGAAAAUCCAAAGUCCAAACCGUGCUUUGUCAAACUGAACAACACUCUGUGCUAACGGUUUUGUCUAUUUCUAAAUGGAGUUGACAUUGUACACCUUUUUUUUCGCCCAUCACAAUUUGAUUGUGAAAUUGUUUAAUGGCAUCGUACAAUGGUCAUCGAGGUUCUGAGUGUGUAUGCUUUAUUUAUUUGUCAUUUUGUUAUUCUUCUCAUUCAAGAUGCCGCAUCUUGUUUAUUGCCAAAAAAUAGAGCGUCAACAUGAAAUAGCCAAAGAAGCACCGAUGACGUCAAACGCAAAAGUGUUUUCGGACAAGAAACACAGCUAAAAAAAUCUAAACAAACCAUUUUAAGAAUUGGUUACGGCGACGACGACGACGACAACGAAUGAUUUUUCGGAAUUCGUCAAUAUAUUCCGAUGUUGUAACCAAUUCAAUCACGUACGCCAUAAUAAUCAUCCAUUCGAGGACUGUUAUCGUCCAUUUAAUUACUGUUUACUUUUUUAACAUCAAAAAGCAAGAGAAUAGAGCUAAAACAAGAGGAAAACAAUCGCGAUCAGCGCAAAACAUCUACUUCCAAGCAUAAAAUAGUUGGCGAGCUGAUGAUCUUGGAAAGUUCGGUGCAUUGUUGUUGCUGUUGUUAACCUUUUUUUUGGCAAAAAUAGUAUCUAUUUUUCAUUCGUUCAACCUCAAAUCCAAUUAAUUUUAUCCACGUAAUUCCAGUGAAUUUCCGUGUAUUAUUUAAUUUAAUUAGAAUCUUAAUGAAUGAGUUUUGAAAUGAAACGAACAACAGCAACUGACAAAAAAUGAAAUAGAUAGCAUUUCAACUGGAAAUCUCAGCGCGAAAAAUGCAUGCACAUAACGGAACAAAACAAUAAAAUUAGCAUUAUUUCCUGUUUUGAUACACUUACGACAGAACAAAGUAUAUAUACACACACACAAAAAUAUCCUGUUGGCACACGAUCGUGCCGCGUAAUAUACAGCGCAAAAUUUCACAUCAUAGAGCUCCGGCAAAGCAUUGCGGAACUUUUGCCUAAUUAGAAUUCAAGUAUUUGUAAUUCAACGAAAAGCAUUGCUGCUCGUUUGCAACAGAAACAAAAAAAAAAUAGUAAUUUGGUGAGUAAUCAUUACAACGGUUCGGAAAUGUGAUGAGAGUGAGAGGGAGAGCAAGAGAAAAUUUAGUGAAAACAUUCAAUCAUAAAUUAGGCGUGCAAUGCUGGGCAAAUUUAAUACCAUUCUAAUUGAAUCAUCUUUCAUUGAGUUAUGCACGUGAGUGAUUUAUUGGGCGUUCGGGUGGCAGUGAUAGUGUGUACAGUUAAUUUGUCAUUCGACGAGCAGAGUUUCGGUGUUCAUGUUGCAUGCACAUGAAAUUUCAUGCAUUUCUCAACAUUCAAAGAGUUCCUAUCGCAUUUGCUGCAUCUUGUAAUAGCUUGGCAUCAACACCGAUUCUAGCAUACACAUUCUGUGCUUAGUUUAUUCGUUACUUUGUAAGAUAGCGUUGUUCCGGUGCCUACAACAAAUGGCGAUGAAACAUUAUGAGAAAUUCUAUUGUUCUACACGUAAUUGCUAUACAUGCGUUUUGCGCAAAAACAAAAAUUUUGCUAAUUUUUUAAUGCUAGUUAUUUGGUAUGUAUUCUGUGUGAUUCGGAAUUACCCAUUAAUAACCUCGUUUUCAAAGUUCGGCAACGAUUUGUUAUUUGUUUUGUUUUUUUUUUAUUCUUCUAUUUUAUUUUCGGCAUGGAUCGUAUCGUUGGCGCAAAAAUAUUCUCGAGUCGAGAAAAUUCCAAUGCUACGGCUUUGCUCGGAUCGAGUUUUUGCUCUAUGUAAUCAAUUUUAUGCACGCCAUUCGCCAGAUUGAUUAUGUAUUGGCAUAAAAAAUAGAAGAAAAAAUCACCACCCAGUGAGAAUGCGCGUGUUCGGAGUAUUUUAGCAAAACUUCCUGUUUUUCUUUUAUCGCUCGACACACAAUAUUUGCGACAAAAUGUGUGAGCAUUAGGGUGUUUUUGAUAUCAGUCGAAUGAAAAGUGCCUAUUUUUGAUAUAAAGAGCACCGAAUUCUGCGUACAUUGAUGACAUUAACACAACACAUCGAUUGCUAUUCACACUUCCCGAAGCAAAAAAUAUGUGUAACAAAUACUUUCAUCUCCAUUUCGUCGAUGUUAGUUUCACAUCAAUUCUUUAAAUUCAGAUCAUCGAACAGGAAGUCAACUCAUUCCUAAUAUACGCUUCAUUUCAUGAAAUAAACAAAUGUUCAACGGAACGAACAUAUUAUUUGUUUAUUUUUCCAGUCCAGCGUUGUGCUGCAUGCGUACAUUCUAUAUUUAGGACGAACACGAUGCCGCCGGUUCGUUGCAAACACAUACAAUAAACCGUUUCACGAAAAAAAAAUUCCAUGCGAAACACCAAAACACAGAUGUGAUUCAGUUGACCACAGUAUGAAUUCAAUGUGUUGUUUUGGCAAGGAACAAUGGCAGUUCACAGUUUUAACGCUGCUACUGUGUCGAUUGCACGAAAAAUGGAUUUAGCCACUGUGGUUUCUGUUUCCGUAUUCAUUUUUAAUGAAAGAUCAGCAAAACUAGUGAUAAUCGUUUGUUCUUUUUCCACCGUAAGACAGUGAGUGUAUACAAUGGGACGAUUUUGUGUGCUAAAAAAGCAAAGACAUGUUUGCGGCGAAUUUUGUUCAUGUUACCGUUGUGAUACAAAACUAACUGGACAUUUGCAAAGUGGCACUGCUAACAUUUUGACACAACGAAAUUAGCGGAUCAUUUGACAGACUCGGUGACAUCGAUGAGUCGAUGUGAAUUUCAUCAUACGACCGCAACGAAACACAACGAAGCGAAUCGAAUUCAGUCAGACGAGUUGCAUUGCCUGCUGAUCCAAAAUGCCGAAGAGAAAGGGUACACCACUUCGCGGUAACCAGCGGAAAAAGAAGAAAAUAGUCAGCAAAACGGGUAUUGAAGGAGAAAUCGGCAUUCUAGCGAUAAAAAUGACAUUGAAGGCUAUCGUUCGACCACAAUAUUAUCAACAAGUGAAAGAUUGGUUCACCCAAAAGUCGAUUGAAUGCACCAAAAUCUGCGCGUUAGCUUCGCUGCUCUUCCUGUACAAAGUUAAGAGUGCCAACGAAAGUAAUAAUGCGGACUUCUUCAGUGGUGAUGGCAACAAGGAAAUUAAGGAUUGUUUUUAUGCAGUUUUACAAAAAAACAAAGAGAAGGAAGAAAUGGUUCCAGAUUUUCGUGAUUUCGUGGAGAAUAUGGAGGCCGAAAACCGAUUCAGUUGGCCGGGUAAUAGCUUCUUCGGAAACCAGAUGCAAUACCUCUACAAGCAAUACACCACGAAUUUGCGCAACAAUUUGGAGAUGCAUGCCGAAAGACGCCUGUACCAAUAUCUCAUAAUGCGUGCGUGGCAAUUUAACGCUGUUUCAACUGGCCCCACAUUACGCAACGAUGAUAUCAAGCGUGCCGUGCAAUGGACCAUCGAUCGGUAUGAUCCCAUCAAAACAACCGACCGACAUUGGGAAGUAAAGUGGGAGAAGCGCCAAUUGCUUCUCGAUAUGAUUGCGGAAAUUGGCGGGCCAGAAGAUAAUGAUGUCGCAAUAUACACAACAUCGGAAGGAACAUGGUUCAAAUCAAUCAACAUGUGGUUGACUAUGCAAAUGGAGGUGGACAAUUUCCACAUUUGGGCUGAGGAAAAUGGCAUUGAAAUUCCGAAGAUCAAAAAUCUCAAAGUCAUUCCGAUUCAUCAGUUCAUGCGACAGCACGUGAAAAUGGAGACGGACGUUCUCAUUCGAAUGAUGUCCGAAAUGCGAUUCAGAUUACAUGGUCUAAUAAUCAAGUACGAAAUUGUGGAGGACCCCAUGACGCAGUGUUGGGAUGAGAUUUUCGAUAUGCCAAAGAUACAUCGCCUGUUGAAAUCAAACAAACGUUUCCGGCCCUACAUUGCCUCGAAUGGUCAAGCGGUAUCCAUUAUGUACGAAGUACCGAAGAGUCACCUGGAUCGUUUAGUAGACGAUGAAAUCGUGCGGAAACGGUAUCGUGAUGGUGUGUACGUAUACGAGAUUGGGAUUGAUCCCGGCAUGCGUACCUGGAACGCGACAGUCAGACGGAAUAUCAAAACUGGCAAAGAGGUGAGUUGCAUUUUAGUUUCAAUUUGUGUUUGUGUUGUCUCAAAUCGUGUGAUUGAGUGCAUUAUUUCAUUUUUUAUCAUUUUCCCACAGAUCAACUUCACGGUCAGCUCGAAGAGGUACCAUUAUCUGGCCAGGCAGGGUGUUCGGGAUAGGAAGGCAAAGCGAUGGACAAGGCGAUUUGUGGCCGAAGAACAGCAUGACCGUGAACGCUAUCAACGGAUGCCAUCGCCAAAAGGUGAAAAUUGGGGGUCUUACAUCGCACAUCGUUUGACAAUGCUGAAGAAAGGAAUUGAGACGUAUACAACAGAAAAAUACGCCCGUCUGCAAUUUGACAAAUACAUCCAAUCAAACCGUGCAACCGAUAAGAUUGAAUACUUGGAUUUUAUGGGUCGUAAAUGUAAAUUUUCUGUCAUCUGUAUGACUUUGACAGAUAUGGUUCACGCGAAUCGGUGAAGGAAAUUGUUACGGAUGCUAUUUUAAGCUUCGAUGGUCUUGAACAAUAUUCCAUAACGACAUUAUCUUCAUUUUUAAAUGGCAACGUUUGUUUUUUUCUCCUUCCCGAUGAUUGUUCUGAUUGUGAGCAUAGAUGUGACAUUUCUUUCGCUUUUCUGUGGUUUAUAUUGAUGCAUUUUGUCCGCAAACCAAAACUUGUCAACAGAAAAAAUAAGUCGAUGCGACGUUCUGAAUGAAACCUUCCAUUUUUUUUAUCGUAUUUUAUCAAUUCGAUGAACCAAGCAUUAUUUAUAGAUGUUUAUCACGCUAUUUUGUUAUCGUUUGUAAAUUCGCUUGAAUCAUCGCCAAAAUGAUUGGCCAAUAUAAAUGCGAUAAACGUGAUUGUUGUGUGAUUUACCUUGACAAAAGACAACACUCAAGUGACGAACUUAAUGUUUGCAGUAUAUAUUAUUGAAUAUUGACUUUGUUGCCAUUUUUCUACUUACACGUUUUAUUCAUUAGCCGCAUUUUGUUUUUCCCUUUUUCAUUUUCUUCUCGUUUCCAUUCUAAAUGAAAUUCCAGCUAAAGUUCAAUUUGUUGCUUAAUCGAUUUUCUGUCAUUAAAAAUUGAAAAUCAUUAUCCGACAACCCACCCUUUUGCAAAUGAAAUGGGAAAUUACGCGAAAUCGUUUAGAAUUGUUCAAUCUUUUUUAUUUGCGAAUUUGAUUGGAUUCGUUUGGUUGUUGUCAUUUGUUUUUUUUUUACAAAAAUAUUACUAAUCAUAAUCUGAAAAUAUGUAAUGCUUUAGAUUCUUAUCUAAUAUUCUUCAGUUUUAUUUAAAAUUUCUAUAUUAUUCUAGUCCAUUCCAUGAUGAUGUUCUUGUUGUUGUUAUUUUUUUUCUUCGAUACAAAUGUUUGUAAUUACAUUUAAACUUAGACAUUAGAAAAAACUAAAUCAAUAAAAAAAAAAAAUAAAUGAUGUUUGUUCCGAGAAGAA